GCAGUAUUAUUCUUGUAGUCUUCGUUAAAUAAAUAGCUUUAUUUAUUUUUUUUAAAAGGAUUCUGCUUAUUGAAUUUACUCUAAGCACAUCGCAGGAAAUUCGUAACAAAUUGGCGUCAGAAGUGGGAUCGAAUAGUGAAGAUAAAGGAAAAUGGCUGAUCUUCAUCGAGAAUCUCUGUCGAAACUCACUGUGGCCGCAUUGAAAGACGAACUGUCGGCGAGGAAUUUGCCCACAUCAGGACUGAAAGAUGACUUGAUCGAACGUCUUCGAGAAGCUCUUGAAAGAGAGCAAAGUUGUGGUGGUAUAUCCGACAACGUUGGUGAAACGAAUGAGCAGAGUAAGAAAGCUGCGGAAGAAAAGCAGAAGGAAGAAUCCGCAUUGGAAGACAAAUUAACGCAACUUUUGUCAUUCAUGACAGAAAUGAAAGCUGGACAAGUUGAAAUGAAAACAGAAAUGAAAGCAGGACAAGUCGAAAUGAAAGCAGGACAAGCAGAAAUGAAAUCUGAGAUGAAGGAAAUUAAUAACGCCGUGAAGGUAGCCAAUGCUAAAGUAGAGGAAUUUGAAGGAAGAUUAGAAGAAAUGGAAAAGAAAUUUGAGAAAUUGAAGCAAGAAAUGGAAGUUCAAGUUACUGAAGAAUCAAGAGAGUCCUAUGAAACUCCUCAAGAAUUUGGAUUGGCUGCUGCAAAUCAAUCUCAAAAUGCUCGAUAUAUGCCUGUUGUCAACAGACCCUGUAUGAAAUUACUGCCGUAUGACGGACAAACAUCUUGACAGGUGUAUAAGACGCAAUUCGCCAUUGUCGCAGAAGCUAAUGGCUGGGAUCCAAUUACCAAAGCUCGCCAAUUGGCUUCUUCUCUCCGAGCCGAAGCUGCAGAUAUACUGAGGACCAUUCCCGAUAAUGAACAGUUAAAUUUUGAUGCUCUUUCAAGUGCCCUAGAGUUGCGUUUUGGCGAGAAAUGCCUGAAGGAUUAUAGCCGACUUCAGUUAAA
Molecule: messenger RNA, 987 nt
Organism: Argiope bruennichi
Lineage: Eukaryota; Metazoa; Arthropoda; Arachnida; Araneae; Araneidae
Product: scaffold attachment factor B1-like
Exons: 1
Coding region: 152-769 (205 amino acids)
Source: RefSeq, a predicted model, not a curated record